UUACUUUUUCUCUUUCUUUGGCCUAACUCUGCUAAUUUUACACAUUACUCAGGUUAUACUCUUUGAUGAGUGAUAUAAUGCUCACCAGGACUUCUAGUUUCCUUUUUCCUAGACGAUAGCACUUACCUGACCUUGUGAAGCUAGGCAAGGCCAUCUGACUAGCUCUGGCUAAUGACAUAUGCCAUUUUUGAUGGAAACAUUUAAAAACCCAUGCAUGGGGAGGUGAUGGUCUUCUCAAUAAACAGGGUCUGGUCAAUUCAAUAUUUAUAUGGAAAAAUGAAUCUUGAUUCCUAACACAUCAUUCACAAUAACCAAUUUCAGAUCAACUGUGGGUAUAAAAGUGAAAGAUCCUGGACAGGGAAGAUUUCUUAAACAGAAAAUAAAAAUCACUAAUCUAAAAGGGGAAAGUGAUAAAUUGGAAUAUGUUACAAUUUAAAACUUCUGUUCAUCCAAAGACAUAGUUAAAAUAGAGGAAAGCAACUAAGAAAGGGAGGAGACAUUUGCAAUACACUGGUUUCUAAAGAGACUUGUAUCUAUAAUGCAUAAAGGAUUCCUACAAAUCAAUAUGAAAAAUACAGAAUACGCAACAGAAAAAUGGGGAGAAGACUCGGACACCUCGUAAGGAGAGGAUAUCAAAACACAUGAAAAGUUUCUUUGUUACACAGGAGGUAAAUGCAACUUAAAACCAGCAUGUGAUAACAUCACACACACACUAGCGAGGCAGAAAUAAAAAGGAUGGCACAGGUUAUGGAAAUGGACUAUCAUGAGACUGACCCAUGAAGGGCCUAGAAGCAGCCUCUGAGUAAAUGAAAGCAACAUGAAAAAUGGCUUUUAGUGUAAAGAGCCACAUGGUCCUAGUGGGGAUAAGGGCCUAGAAAUCUAUUGCACAUGGAGGCUGGGGUCUGAAGUGAUGGCUCGGGCAAAGGCCAAGAAACAGACUGAAAUGUGUGCCAUCUUCUGAGGAGCAGUGGGUGAGGAAGAGAGGGCUGGAGUGGUGGUGGUGAAGCCAGGAGGUGAAGAAAUGGAAGCAGUGGAGGAAAACAAAGUGGUAAAUUAGGUGAAAGUCAAGGGAGGUCCCUGGUCCCUGAAUGUGGCUCUCCACAUGAGCUCCGUGGAGGCCAGCCAGCCAGAAAUGGACACGAAGGCUCAGGCUGACAGAGCCAUACUGCACGUGGAGCACAAAUUUGGGAAGGUAUGGCAACACUACCUAGAGCAGAGGAACUACAUCAUUCAGAAUAUCCCCAGCUUCUGGGUCAGGGCCUUUUGGAACCACCCACAGCUGUCCACCCCGAUUAGAGGCCAAGAAGCAUAGAUGUUUAAGUACAUAACCAAUAUGGAGGUGAAGGGCUUCAGAUACCCUAGGAUGGGCUGCAAGUUCAAGUUUUUCUUUCUAAGAAACCCAUAGUGCAGAAACAAGCUCACUGUCAAGGAAUAUGAGGUGAGAACCCCCAGCCAAGUGAUGUCUCUUGCCACCCAAUCAAGACGUCAUAAGAAUCAAGACUUCAUCUGCAGCUUCAUUGCCUGGUUUUCAGACCACAACCUCCCAGAGUCUGACAGAAUUGCUGAGAUUAUCAAAGAGGACCUCUGGCCAAAUCCACUUGAAUACUACCUAUUGCAUGAAAGAGCCCAUAAAGCUAGACUUGGCCAGAUAAGGAAGCCAGUAGAGAUCUCCUUGAGUUCCAAAGUGGUUAACCUCACCCUUGAAAAUACUCCCAUACAAGAUCCCCUACCAUUUCCUGCUGGACCUGUGCUUUGGCAACAGCACUGGGUAUGCCCAUUACUCUUUAUGUGCUGACCUUUCAGCAUCUUCCUUCCUUUGAACAUUC
Molecule: messenger RNA, 1826 nt
Organism: Panthera uncia (snow leopard)
Lineage: Eukaryota; Metazoa; Chordata; Mammalia; Carnivora; Felidae
Gene: TSPYL6
Product: TSPY like 6
Biological process (GO): nucleosome assembly
Cellular component (GO): chromatin; nucleus
Molecular function (GO): histone binding; chromatin binding
Source: RefSeq, a predicted model, not a curated record